Molecule: messenger RNA, 807 nt
Organism: Eremothecium sinecaudum
Lineage: Eukaryota; Fungi; Ascomycota; Saccharomycetes; Saccharomycetales; Saccharomycetaceae
Gene: RNA15
Product: Rna15p
Exons: 1
Coding region: 1-807 (268 amino acids)
Biological process (GO): mRNA 3'-end processing
Cellular component (GO): mRNA cleavage and polyadenylation specificity factor complex
Molecular function (GO): mRNA binding
Source: RefSeq, a predicted model, not a curated record
AUGAAUAAGGUUGGUAAUGGUCGACCAUCGCGCACUGUAUACUUGGGUUCUAUUCCUUAUGAUCAGACUGAACAACAAAUCCUUGAUCUUUGCAGUAAUGUAGGGCCUGUCACAGGGUUAAAAAUGAUGUUUGAUCCUCAGACUGGGAAGUCCAAAGGGUAUGCUUUUAUUGAAUUUAAAGACUUGGCAACUAGUUUUUCGGCCGUACGUAACCUUAAUGGUUAUUCACUUGGAAAUAGGACGUUAAAAUGUGGGUAUACGACAGGUGGUGGUAUUUCAGAAAAAUACUCAUUGAGUAACCGAGGUGAAUUAGUUCAAUCAAGUAGUGGUGGAGUAGCCCUACAACAGGAAGAGCUAAUGUACCCGGAUCUUCCAGAAGGUCUAGAUGUUAACAUAAAUAUGACUACUCCAGCAAUGACAAUUUCUAGUGAAUUAGCAAAGCUGUCCAAGAGUGAGCAAUUUAACUUGCUCGAGAAAUUACAAGGCAUGUCACGAAAUCAUAGGGAGGCUUUCGUAUCGUUGCUUAAACAAUGUCCCCAGUUAAGCUUUGUAGUUGCAGAACUGUUGUUGACCAACGGCAUCAGCCAGAUAGAUGAAUUAACUCAACUUGCUGUUGACCAAGUGACUACGUCUUCUUCAAAAGAUACUACUCCUAAUACAUUGGAUGAUGAUCCUCAAAGGUUAGAGCUUUUAAAGCAAGUCUUACAGCUCACCGAUGCCGAAAUUGCAACAUUGCCGGAAGACGAAAAAAUGUCGCUAUGGGAUCUAAAACAAAGAGCAAUGAAAGGAGAGUUUGGUGCAUUGUGA